AUGCCUAGAUGUUUUUUGAGGUCCGUGAAACCAUUUCAGUUUUGUUUCACAAAUGAAUACGGAAAUAAUUACGUUGAAAAUGAACUCAAACCAGGACGAACACCAAAGUUUAUACUCAAGAAGCAAAAGACACUGUUGAAAAAUAAUGAAACAAUUUAUCACGACAAGGUACCGAUUUCUACUCGAUUUUACCUCCAACUCCUUAAAAAGAGUCAAUUUCUCCAAACAUUCGUCGAAACUGAAAUCUACGAUUACGCGUCGGAAAGCGAGAAAGCAAUAAAUUCCCCAGAAACAAAGAAAAACACAUUUCAGCAUAAAAAAGAUUUUGAUAAAUCCACAUAUAACUUACGUUCCAGCGGGGCUAAAUCGGAACGCAAAGUAUUUACGGAGAGAACACUCGCACAAAGAAAAAUAAAAAGAAUACCCACCUAUACUGGAACGCAAUUUUCUGAUGAACGCAAUGAUGUGUCCACCGAGCCGAAGAUCACUGAAGUGGGCAAAAGGAAAAAAUUUAAAAAGGAACCUUUGGCGCCAAUCAUUGAAGAAAUCAAGAACAGGGAAUUUAUGAAAAGCGCGAACCGAGGCGGCUCGGAGAUUGAUAAAAUUGCAGAGAAAUUGAAAAAUUUAGUGAAAACAAAUGCUGAAGAAAACCUCAACAAGGAACUUUUAUAUUGCAAGGAGUCGUUUGAUGAGAAGAAUUUGGAAACAGCUUGUGAUUUGAAAGAAAACGUUGAAGUGGAAAUAAAUGAUAAGGAUAAAGUUAAAGUAAUCGAAGACGGACUACCGAUCCAAACGAAGCUCGUCGAAUGGACCGAAAGACGUGAACGAAUAAGUCACAUUUGCUCAUACUGCGGUAAAGGCUUCGAUCGACCCUGGGUGUUGAAAGGUCACCUGCGCUUGCACACGGGCGAGAGACCCUUCCCCUGUCCAUAUCCAAGCUGCGGCAGGACAUUCUCCGACAGGUCUAACCUCCGCGCCCAUCAGCGUACUCGCGGUCACCAUUCGUGGCAGUGGCGCUGUUCAGAGUGCGGUAAGGCUUUCAGCCAGCGCCGCUACUUGGAACGUCACCGUGAGGACGCCUGUCGCAAGUAUAAAAUGCACUCACGGACCGCGUCCAAAUGCAACAAUGCCCACACUGUUAAAACGGAUCUUAGUGAUGUGGGCAAUAUUGCUAUACCUGUGCCGCUGUACGGCAUGAUAUGCCAUAACCGAAGCCACCAGCCCAGAUGCAGUCCCGACGAGUUUGUGAAAGUUAUUGGGAACAGGGGACAUUAUCCUGUGCAGUGUGAUGAACCCAUAGAUUUAUCUAUUGGAAAAAGGAAGGAGAACACGAGAGAACAGAUAAUUCUUCAUUAA
This is a messenger RNA of Parnassius mnemosyne (clouded apollo), 1356 nucleotides long. NCBI's taxonomy places the organism in Eukaryota, Metazoa, Arthropoda, Insecta, Lepidoptera, Papilionidae. The record is from the annotation of a GenBank genome assembly.